Bombus huntii is the source of this 2106-nucleotide messenger RNA. RefSeq lists its product as uncharacterized. The transcript has 4 exons. Gene Ontology annotation, cellular component: chitin-based extracellular matrix. Lineage: Eukaryota; Metazoa; Arthropoda; Insecta; Hymenoptera; Apidae. Bases 37 to 729 code for a protein of 230 amino acids. The record is from RefSeq and is a predicted model, not a curated record. Gene Ontology annotation, molecular function: structural constituent of chitin-based larval cuticle.
AUAACACAAUCGCGUCUGCCUCAUCAGCGACGAAACAUGCGUCUUCCCGUGCUGUCUCUCUUGUUCUGCAUCGGCCUUGCGCUCGCCCAGCACAAUCAAUACCCCGUGACCACGCCGGUGCCCAUUUUAAAGCAGAUAAAUAAACAUAACGAGGACGGUAGCUACAGUUACGGAUACGAGGCAGCGGAUGGUUCUUACAAGAUCGAAUCGAAAUAUCCAACUGGAGAAGUAUAUGGAAAAUACGGAUUCGUCGAUGAUACUGGGAAUAUUCGAGAAGUGGAAUAUGGAGCGUCCAGACGCGGAUUCGAGCCAGCAGGUUCUGGUAUAAACGUACCACCGCCAACCUUGACUGGUAACAGUAUCGCAAAUCCAAAUCAACCCGAGGACGAUGGCCAAUAUAGAGAGGACCCCUCUGUUUAUUACACGGAUCCCCGAUAUACAAACGGAGAACGAUAUGAACCUGUACCUCGUCAACCUUUGGUCCAGAAUCAACCGCGACCAAUUCCGGCACCGAUCUAUAAUCCACCCAGGUAUCCUACGCAAGUGCAGUAUCAGCCGAAGCCACAGUAUCAACCGGAAUAUCGACCGCAGUAUCAACCGCAAUAUCAGGCCCAACAACAGCGACCCGCGUAUCCAGCCGCGCCGACUCAAAGCGGAAUUCAAGGUCGUCCGGCACCCGUCGAUCCCAAUGCCGGGUUAGCCUCUUACUCGGUUACUUACAGGCGAUAGGGAUCCUUCGAUCACGUUAGCAUGUGUAAAUAUUGCGUUAUUCGUAGGCAUUUCCGGGACGUGUUGCAGAGAUUGUAGUUUGGGCCAGUUCGUUUAUUUUUAUUCGAUUCCCAAACCAUUAAUUUUAGGCUGAUUUUCUGAUAAUUAGGCUGUUACGUUUCUUUUCUUGGUGAAUGUUAAUAUUUGAAGGACAGAUAUUUCUUUUAUUUAUUAAUAUGUCGAUAGGAAGUUUAAAAACGUACAUCUUGCAAAUUAGGCAACAUACUCAUGAUUUGUUUUUUUUUUUGUUAAUGUAAUUUUUAUACAUGUAGCUAUUGUUUAUUAAAAACAUAGUUUUCAAUCUAUGUACAUAUUAAUAAUAUAUUUUUACUUGUCGAUGGCAUCAAAUAGCUAUAAAGAUCGGGAUAUUCUUUUGUACGAACUAUGAGAAAGUUAAAGUUUCUUUUUGUAAUUGUUUAAAUAAUAUUUACGUAUAUAAGCGACAUCUAAAAUAUUCAUUUUACGCAAAACAAUAUCUGUUUAGCUCCGUUCUUUUUUCACUCCUUUUAAUAAGAGCAACAGUGUGAAACAAUAAUCCAUUACAAUAACAAACAUUGCAUUAAACAUCAAUUUCUCGUCCUUCAAAUGUUAGCUAAGCAGAAGUAUCUCCAGAGUGUAAUUUAUCUUCUAUCGUCUCAUAGAACAUUUCGAUAUUCUUCUACAUCUACGUUUUAUCUUUCGAAAAUUUCCUAGAAAUCUUUUCUGCAGAAUGUUGAUAUAAAUCAACUGAGCUUUCGUAUCGAUAAUAAUUUGUAGAGCUGCUAUAGAUCACCCAUAUCUUAAUAUGGCAUCGAACGCAUCAAUAUUCAAGAUAACAAUCUACAGAACACAGGAUAGUAUGUUCAGGAAGACACUCUGCUACUUAAUAUUCUAUACGAUUCUCACUCUUACUUAUCUUCCAAACACUUGGUAAUACUCCAACAUGUCCAUUUAGACUCUGAAAGUAGUUCCUUUGUAAAAUUCUACCUCUUCCUCGCCUUUCUACCUCUUCUCCUACCAGUUCUUUUUACUUGUUCUGUCUACCUCUUCGUUCUUACUUCUAUGACUCAUUGUCAGUUAUUUACAUUUCUUGUUAUUUAGCCGUUUUUCUGUAUCACCUAAACGCUCAAGGCAUCAUGUUUCACGAUUAUAUUGUCCACUUCGCGUAUAUCAUUUGACAAUAGGAAAGAAAUUUUGAUUUGUGUACGGACGUAUCUGCAUCUACAAUUUAAUCGUCUAACUCUCAUAGCACAGAUUAUAGUACAAGAUUAUGAUAAAAUGUUGGAAAUUUUGUUAAUUUCAUCGGUAUGAAAGUUGUUCACAUAACGCUUAAGGAUAUCGUUUCAUUUUUUAGUUCAA